This is a messenger RNA of Colletotrichum phormii, 858 nucleotides long. Its product is annotated as metallo-beta-lactamase superfamily protein. The transcript has a single exon. The coding region runs from base 1 to 858 and encodes 285 amino acids. The record is from RefSeq and is a predicted model, not a curated record. Lineage: Eukaryota; Fungi; Ascomycota; Sordariomycetes; Glomerellales; Glomerellaceae. Gene Ontology annotation, biological process: secondary metabolite biosynthetic process.
AUGUCUUCACAACUAGUGUCACUGCCCGAAGUUGAGCGCCUCAGCCCAGCAUGCAUCCGCAUUCUGGGAGGUAACCCGGGAAAGUUUACGCUGCAAGGCACCAACACGUAUCUCGUCGGCACGGGCAGCCGCCGUAUACUCAUCGAUACAGGCGAGGGCAAACUCUCGUGGAUCACUGCCGUCAAGAAAACUCUGGAGGAGGAGAAGGCAACGGUUGAGAAACUCUUGAUCACUCACCGGCAUCAUGAUCACACUGGCGGCAUUCAGCAGCUGCUAGAGCUGUCCCCAAGCUCCGAGGUCUUCAAGAACCAGCCCGAGGAAGGCCAGUCAGAUAUCUCGGACGGCCAAAAGUUUUCCGUCGACGGGGCCAGCCUUACCGCUGUCUUCACCCCGGGGCAUACAGUCGACCACAUGGCCUUCGUCUUGGAGGAGGAGGACGCCAUGUUCACGGCGGAUAACGUCUUGGGCCAGGGCACCGCCGUAUUCGAGGACUUGACCGUCUACCUCAACAGCCUCGAGAGAAUGCAGCGCCUGUUCAAGGGGAGGGCGUAUCCGGGUCACGGGCCCGUGAUUGACAACGGUCCAUCCAAGAUUCAAGAAUACAUCAACCACAGGAAGGCCCGAGAGGAGCAGGUCAUUCGUACGCUGAAGACGGCGAGGCAAGGCUCUGAUAUCGAGGGCGAUCCGUAUGCCUGGACACUCAUGGAAAUUGUUAAGGUCAUCUAUGCCGACGUUCCUGAGGAGCUGCAUAUCCCGGCGAGCGGUGGGAUUAUACAGAUCUUGGAAAAGCUCGAAAAGGAAAACAAGGUUGUCCAGAGCGGCGAGAGAUGGAAGUUGAAGGAUCGUUCGGCGUUGUAG